CGAUUGCUUUGUAGUUAAUCACACUAAAACCACCCUUUCAAAAUGAAAUCGUUCAUCGUUCUUGCCCUCUUCGUGGCCGCCGCCGUCGCCGCCCCUGCCACUCCUGAUGGUGACGCUAAGAUCGUCAGAUACGACAGCGACAACAUCGGCAUUGAUCGUUACGCAUACCAAGUUGAGACCAGCAACGGUAUUUCUCAAAGUGAAAAUGGACAGCUUAACAACGUCGGAACUGAAAACGAGGCCCUCGAAGUCCGCGGCCAGUACUCUUACACCGGUCCAGACGGCGUCGUCUACGCCGUGACCUACAUCGCCAACGAGAACGGCUUCCAGGCCGAAGGCGCUCAUUUACCCAAAGCUCUUUAAAUCUUCUUCAAUCGUCUGUACAUCUAGUCCAAAAUACUCAUCCUUUAACCUCUCCCUACUUUCCUCGUUAUGAAGCAAUCGUUUAAGCGAUUCUGUGAUAUGAUCCCGAUUUUGUAUAUUUGUUAAUAAACAAUUACGUUUUAAUUUA
This is a messenger RNA of Nymphalis io (European peacock), 511 nucleotides long. RefSeq names its product flexible cuticle protein 12-like. Bases 43 to 363 code for a protein of 106 amino acids. The transcript has 3 exons. Gene Ontology annotation, cellular component: chitin-based extracellular matrix. Gene Ontology annotation, molecular function: structural constituent of chitin-based larval cuticle. Lineage: Eukaryota; Metazoa; Arthropoda; Insecta; Lepidoptera; Nymphalidae. The record is from RefSeq and is a predicted model, not a curated record.